Molecule: messenger RNA, 2910 nt
Organism: Podarcis raffonei (Aeolian wall lizard)
Lineage: Eukaryota; Metazoa; Chordata; Lepidosauria; Squamata; Lacertidae
Gene: CSTF3
Product: cleavage stimulation factor subunit 3
Exons: 21
Coding region: 239-2395 (718 amino acids)
Biological process (GO): mRNA 3'-end processing
Cellular component (GO): nucleus
Molecular function (GO): mRNA binding; protein binding
Source: RefSeq, a predicted model, not a curated record
ACCCUUUACUGAGGAAGACAGGAGUUGUGGGGCGGUUGGGCCGCCAUUUUGUUCCUUGGAACUAGGCAGGAGCGGCACGCAGGGGGCAAUUUGGUGGGCUGCCUGGCCGGCCGGCUAGCUUGCUAGGUGUGCGGGGGUUUGGGGAGGGGGAGGAGGAAAGAGGCGUGGGUCAAGUGCACACAUUAAAUACCCGAGGCCGCUUCUUCCCACCCCCUUCGGGGGCCUGUUUUAGCCUGCCAUGUCUGGAGAAGCUCCCGCCGGCGACCAGGCUGCUGAAUAUGUCCCAGAAAAAGUAAAGAAAGCUGAAAAGAAACUAGAAGAGAAUCCAUAUGACCUUGACGCUUGGAGCAUUCUCAUUCGAGAGGCACAGAAUCAACCUAUAGACAAAGCACGGAAGACCUAUGAACGCCUUGUUGCCCAGUUCCCAAGUUCUGGCAGAUUCUGGAAACUGUACAUUGAAGCUGAGAUAAAAGCAAAAAACUAUGACAAAGUAGAAAAGCUGUUUCAGAGGUGCCUUAUGAAAGUUUUACACAUUGACUUAUGGAAGUGCUACCUUUCGUAUGUGCGAGAAACCAAAGGGAAGCUACCUAGUUAUAAAGAAAAAAUGGCUCAGGCAUAUGACUUUGCUCUGGAUAAAAUUGGCAUGGAAAUAAUGUCGUACCAGAUCUGGGUGGAUUACAUCAAUUUUUUGAAAGGCGUUGAAGCAGUAGGAUCCUAUGCAGAAAACCAGAGGAUAACUGCUGUGCGCAGGGUAUAUCAACGGGGCUGUGUGAACCCAAUGAUCAACAUCGAGCAACUCUGGCGAGAUUAUAACAAAUAUGAAGAGGGAAUAAACAUCCACUUAGCUAAGAAAAUGAUUGAAGAUCGCAGUAGAGAUUAUAUGAACGCUAGACGUGUGGCUAAGGAAUAUGAAACUGUGAUGAAAGGUCUGGACCGCAAUGCUCCUUCGGUCCCACCCCAAAAUACUCCCCAAGAAGCUCAGCAGGUAGACAUGUGGAAGAAAUAUAUUCAGUGGGAAAAGAGCAACCCUUUACGUACUGAAGACCAAACCCUUAUAACAAAGAGAGUGAUGUUUGCAUAUGAACAAUGCCUGUUGGUGCUGGGACAUCAUCCAGAUAUUUGGUAUGAAGCUGCACAAUAUCUCGAGCAAUCCAGCAAACUACUAGCUGAGAAAGGGGACAUGAACAAUGCUAAACUGUUUAGUGAUGAAGCUGCAAAUAUUUAUGAACGAGCAAUCAGCACUUUACUAAAAAAGAACAUGCUUCUUUAUUUUGCAUAUGCAGAUUAUGAAGAGAGUCGGAUGAAAUAUGAGAAGGUGCACAGCAUAUAUAAUCGGCUCUUAGCUAUUGAAGAUAUUGAUCCCACUUUGGUAUAUAUUCAGUAUAUGAAGUUUGCAAGGCGAGCAGAGGGCAUAAAAUCAGGCAGGAUGAUAUUUAAGAAGGCACGAGAAGAUGCCCGGACCCGUCAUCAUGUCUAUGUUACAGCUGCUCUGAUGGAGUAUUAUUGCAGCAAGGACAAGUCAGUGGCCUUUAAGAUUUUUGAGUUGGGGCUAAAGAAAUAUGGAGACAUUCCAGAAUACGUCUUGGCAUAUAUUGAUUAUCUUUCUCAUCUCAAUGAGGAUAAUAAUACAAGAGUCCUGUUUGAACGAGUAUUAACCUCAGGGAGCCUCCCACCUGAGAAAUCUGGAGAGAUAUGGGCCCGAUUUUUAGCUUUUGAAAGUAAUAUUGGUGACCUGGCUAGCAUACUUAAAGUGGAGAAACGGAGGUUUACAGCCUUCAAGGAGGAAUAUGAGGGCAAAGAAACAGCUCUACUAGUAGACAGAUACAAGUUCAUGGAUCUGUACCCCUGCUCUGCCAGUGAACUCAAAGCUCUUGGUUAUAAGGAUGUGUCUCGGGCAAAGCUGUCAACCAUAAUUCCAGAUCCUGUUGUGGCUCCUUCAAUAGUGCCUGUGCUAAAAGAUGAAGCGGACAGAAAACCAGAGUAUCCAAAACCAGAUACCCAGCAGAUGAUUCCAUUUCAGCCAAGACAUUUAGCACCUCCAGGUUUGCAUCCAGUCCCUGGUGGUGUCUUUCCAGUCCCGCCUGCUGCUGUAGUUCUAAUGAAGCUUCUCCCACCUCCCGUGUGUUUUCAGGGCCCCUUUGUGCAAGUGGAUGAACUCAUGGAGAUUAUCAGGAGAUGCAAACUCCCAGACACUGUGGAUGAAGCUGUGCGAAUCAUUACUGGGGGACUACCAGACUUAACAAUGGAAGGGAAUGGACCUUUGGAAAAUAAUGCCCUUCUUAAUAAAUCUGUAAAAAGACCAAAUGAAGAUUCAGAUGACGAUGAAGAAAAAGGAUCAGUGGUUCCUCCAAUUCACGACAUUUACAGAGCACGACAGCAAAAGCGAAUCCGAUGAGACAUGUUGCAGUCGCAAUGAUGAAGACUAAAUGACUUGUAACAAUUGUUUUCCUUCUACAAAAUCAAAUGUUUAAAAGGGAUUGACGUUUCUAACAAGCAUCUUGCAACUGAGGUUGUUUUAUUACUGUGGUGCCUCUUUUUUACCAGCUGAUUCUUCAUCAGAAAAGAAAAGGGCAGGUGAAUUUUACAACAAGCAAAUUUGAGCUCCAGGUUUUGAACACAAUUUGUGCAGAAUGUCUGAAUUGCAUUUGGUUGCUCUUCACAUGUGUAUCCCCAUCUUACCACUUGAAAUCUUGCAGGGGUCCUGACAGUUUUAUUUUAAAAACUGGAUAGCAUAAAAAUUGUGAAAUAUUUUAAAUUCACACCUCUGGAAAACGAAGUUGUUUUCAGUUUGCUCAUUUAGUGUCUGUCCUGCCUUAUUCUUUGUUUUUAUUUAUGGCAGAAUGAAUGGAAACUGUUUUUUGUAGUUUAAAAUGGAAGAACAUUCCUUUCCAAUAAAGGAUCUCUCCAUAA